UUUGUUUCAUUCUUUUGUCUCUUUGAUUCCAUUCCAUUUCUUUCCCAUUUUUUUGUUUUGUGUUGUCGUGUUUGAUUCUCAUUCAAUCAAAUAACUCCCUUUCUUCUUUAAAUAUUCCAUAAAUUCCGUUUCAGUUUCAAUCAAUUACAUUCUCAUAUAUAUACCCCUGCCAUGGUGACCAAAACAAUAGAUCUCCGGUCCGACACGGUGACGAAACCGACCGAAACGAUGCGAUUAGCAAUGGCAAAGGCGGAUGUGGAUGACGAUGUUUUGAUCUACGACCCAACGGCCCGACAACUGGAGACCGAAAUGGCCCGAAUUACGGGCAAAGAGGCUGCACUCUUUGUUCCUUCAGGGACAAUGGGUAAUCUGAUCAGUGUUCUUGUACACUGUGAGAUUAGGGGGAGUGAAGUCAUCCUUGGUAACAAUUCUCACGUCCAUAUUUACGAAAACGGGGGGAUUUCGACGAUUGGGGGUGUUCAUCCUAGACCUGUUAAGAACAAUGAUGAUGGGAGUAUUGAUGUUGAUGUGAUCGAGGCUGCGAUUCGGAACCCGGACUUUGAGAUAUGUUACCCGAAAACUAGGCUUAUUUGCCUCGAGAAUUCGCAUGCUAACUCUGGUGGUAGAUGUCUUUCUGUUGAGUACACAGACCGGGUUGGGGCUCUUGCGAAAAAACAUGGUUUGAAGCUUCAUAUCGAUGGGGCUCGCAUCUUUAAUGCGUCUGCUGCUCUUAAUGUUCCUGUUGAUAGGCUUGUACAGGCUGCUGAUUCGGUUUCGGUGUGCUUGUCGAAAGGGCUUGGUGCACCGGUCGGAAGUGUUAUUGUUGGGACAAAAAGCUUCAUUGCUAGGGCAAGGAUUCUGAGGAAAACAUUAGGGGGUGGGAUGAGACAGGUUGGCAUCUUAUGUGCUGCUGCUCUAGUUGCUUUACAAGAGAAUGUGCCAAAGCUUGUGACUGAUCACAAAAAUGCCAAGACGUUAGCCGAAGGGCUAAACAAAAUCAAGGGUCUGAGUGUGGAUGUAGCUUCCGUGGAGACAAAUAUUGUUUAUUUUGAGAUAGCAAAGGGGUCACAUAUUACAGCACUGAAGUUAGGCAAAAUUUUGGAUGAGCAUGGUAUACUUUUGAUGCCAGAUAGCUCAUCCAGGGUUAGGAUUGUGAUUCAUCACCAAGUUUCUGCAAGUGAUGUGCAGUACACAUUGGCCUGCAUAAAGCAAGCUAUGACCGGAGGGACUGAUGAAAAUGGCGGAAACUGAGGCAAAUCUUAAUCUUUGUGAACAUCAUUUUCACUUCCAGUUGUAAAACAAUAGUUUGAAUUUGUGUUGAAAUUGGUUUUCUGUGGACAAUCUCUUUAAAAUCACACCUGUUGUUUCACUUUAA
Helianthus annuus (common sunflower) is the source of this 1375-nucleotide messenger RNA. RefSeq names its product probable low-specificity L-threonine aldolase 1. Gene Ontology annotation, molecular function: L-allo-threonine aldolase activity. The record is from RefSeq and is a predicted model, not a curated record. Gene Ontology annotation, biological process: glycine biosynthetic process; L-threonine catabolic process. Bases 172 to 1251 code for a protein of 359 amino acids. NCBI's taxonomy places the organism in Eukaryota, Viridiplantae, Streptophyta, Magnoliopsida, Asterales, Asteraceae. Gene Ontology annotation, cellular component: cytosol. The transcript has 10 exons.